CAGAGGAGGUAGAAGAAGCUCCACCUCCUCCACCUCCUCCUCAUGUAGAAGCUAUAAAGUGUGUGUGUAGCACAGACUGAUAGGACUUCCCUCACAUAGAUCUCAUUAUAGGUGCCCUGUGAGAGCCCACAAGCCUAAUCUUCUUCUCCUUAAAGGACAAUCAAAACAGCACAAUGCGCGAGUGUAUCUCCAUCCACGUCGGCCAGGCUGGGGUCCAGAUGGGCAACACCUGCUGGGAGCUGUACUGCCUGGAGCACGGCAUCCAGCCCGACGGCCACAUGCCCAGCGAGAAGCCCAGCGGAGGCUACGACGACUCCUUCACCACCUUCUUCAGUGAGACGGGCACAGGGAAGUACGUCCCCAGGGCCAUCUUUGUCGACCUGGAGCCCACGGUGAUUGAUGAGGUCCGUACAGGAACCUACCGCCAGCUCUUCCACCCCGAGCAGCUGAUCUCAGGAAAGGAGGACGCCGCCAACAACUACGCCCGCGGUCACUACACCGUCGGCAAGGAGCACAUCGACUCUGUACUCGACAGGAUCCGCAAACUGUCUGACCAGUGCACCGGGCUGCAGGGUUUCCUGGUCUUCCACUCCUUUGGAGGAGGAACCGGCUCAGGGUUCACCUCCCUGCUGAUGGAGCGUCUCUCUGUUGACUUUGGCAAGAAGUCCAAGCUGGAGUUCGCCAUCUAUCCAGCUCCUCAAGUGUCCACCGCUGUGGUGGAGCCGUACAACUCCAUCCUGACGACCCACACCACCCUGGAGCACUCCGACUGCGCCUUCAUGGUGGACAAUGAGGCCAUCUACGACAUCUGCCGCAGGAACCUGGACAUUGAACGUCCGUCGUACACCAACCUGAACCGCCUCAUCAGCCAGAUUGUCUCCUCCAUCACCGCCUCCCUGCGCUUCGACGGCGCCUUGAACGUGGACCUGACGGAGUUCCAGACCAACUUGGUGCCCUACCCUCGCAUCCACUUCCCUCUGGCGACCUACGCCCCGGUCAUCUCCGCAGAGAAGGCCUAUCACGAGCAGCUCACCGUGGCCGAGAUAACAAACUCCUGCUUCGAACCGGCCAAUCAGAUGGUGAAAUGCGACCCUCGUCACGGCAAAUACAUGGCCUGCUGCCUCCUGUACCGCGGUGAUGUAGUCCCCAAAGACGUCAACGUCGCCAUCAGCAACAUCAAAACCAAGCGCUCCAUCCAGUUUGUGGACUGGUGUCCCACAGGCUUCAAGGUGGGCAUCAACUACCAGCCUCCCACCGUGGUUCCUGGAGGAGACCUGGCCAAGGUGCAGCGGGCCGUGUGCAUGCUGAGCAACACCACCGCCAUCGCCGAGGCCUGGGCUCGCCUCGACCACAAGUUCGACCUGAUGUACGCCAAGAGGGCCUUCGUCCACUGGUACGUGGGAGAGGGGAUGGAGGAGGGGGAGUUCUCGGAGGCCAGAGAGGACAUGGCCGCCCUGGAGAAGGAUUACGAAGAAGUGGGUAUCGACUCAUUCGAAGAAGAUGAAGAGGGGGAGGAGUAUUAAAAAGAGAGAGAGGUUUAAGGAAAGGGUAACCGUUUAUGAGUUUUAAUCUCUUCCAGAUCUUGAGUUUUGAUGUGCAGGUUAUUGACUGCUGUCUGAUGAACACUAACGUUACUGCAGCAGAGAUCUGUCACAGUGAGCUCCAGCCCACAGUGUUUGGUAAAAUAAAAAAAUGACUCAAUGAGA
Molecule: messenger RNA, 1706 nt
Organism: Etheostoma spectabile (orangethroat darter)
Lineage: Eukaryota; Metazoa; Chordata; Actinopteri; Perciformes; Percidae
Product: tubulin alpha-1C chain
Exons: 4
Coding region: 174-1523 (449 amino acids)
Biological process (GO): microtubule-based process
Cellular component (GO): microtubule
Molecular function (GO): GTP binding; structural constituent of cytoskeleton
Source: RefSeq, a predicted model, not a curated record